Messenger RNA from Symbiodinium pilosum, 246 nucleotides. The record is from the annotation of a GenBank genome assembly. NCBI's taxonomy places the organism in Eukaryota, Dinophyceae, Suessiales, Symbiodiniaceae.
AUGGACAUGGACUGGUCACCUUGCAAGGAUCCACGCUUUAUGCAACCAGGCUGCGAGGAGAGCAACGGAAAGCCUUGUACAAGGAAGGGCUGCGCAGGCGUGUUCGAGAAGACCGGCGAGCCUUGUCAAUUUUGCCACGCCCACUGUCAUGAAGUCGUUGCUCGAUUCGAAGCCUUUCGUGGAUUUGCUCGAAGAGCUGCGAAGAAGAACGUCGGCAGACAUGCCAACCGCCGCAUGGGCACUUGA